Messenger RNA from Umbelopsis ramanniana AG, 1195 nucleotides. RefSeq lists its product as uncharacterized. The record is from RefSeq and is a predicted model, not a curated record. Lineage: Eukaryota; Fungi; Mucoromycota; Umbelopsidomycetes; Umbelopsidales; Umbelopsidaceae. The transcript has a single exon. Bases 11 to 952 code for a protein of 313 amino acids.
UUCAGCCUCUAUGACUUCGCAUCAUAAAUUCUCAAAAAUCUUCUCGUGGGUUAAAGACGAUAACAUGAACGACUCCACCUCAAACGUGAGACGAAACAGCUCUGUCCACAACAAAGCGUACCCAUCCCAAACUUUGAAACGGCAAGAGCAUCCACCCGCUUAUACCGAGAGACCCAUCACGAAAGCCAACGGCGCCAUCAUCGUCAAAACCUCAGACUUUCUACCUUCCAAUCCUCAAGCUGAACUGGCUGUGCUGAAGAAACGUAGUCAUAUAUCGCUACGAUCUGAAGAGACUUCCACAAGUCUUCCUAUGCUAUGUUUUGGGCUAUCUUCUGAUAUAGCCAGUGCCUCUUCAACCCACGACGUUGGCCAGACUUCAGAUGAAAAGAAGGAAGGGUUAAACACCGAGAGCGAUCAACUUGACAGUGUGGAACCUGAAAUUCACCCCACACACUUAGUGUCUGAAAACCAAGCCCUGACAAGGGACCUCGACAUAGCAAAGACACAAAUCAAGGAAACCCAAAAACGCUGUGACGAAGCCCAAAGCCUUGCCGAUGCAAGACAGUUUGAAAUCGAAAAGCUAAACGCCACAAUAACGACACUACGUCGCUUGCUCUAUCAAGCGAACGCUUUGGACGAUGAGCCACAAGACAGUGAUGGCAAAGCUAGUGAAUUCGAUACCGAUCCUCAUAACCAAAAGAUAAAAACCCUCCUUGAUGAAAUUGAAACACAACAGAAAUCCUACAAUGACCUAUCAGAAAAAAACCAAAAGCUGACCAAAGACUAUGGCAAAUUGAGCCUGCAUCAAGUCGAGAACAACGAAAUCAUCAAAGAGCUGCAACGUGAAAUUGCCACCUACCAUGAAGACAUUCAGCGGUAUGAAAUUGAAAAAGAACAUAUGCAAGCCAGAUUAAACAACUUUCUAUGGGAAGUCAACUGGGUCAAUAAAUGAAAAAAUAAUAUUUUGGUUUAAGCUUUAAGCAGCAUUAGUGUCUGAAUAUUUUCCUUUGUUAUUUGCUUGCCUUGACUCUUUUUGCACAACUGAGUCCUUGUUGUGCAGUGCAGUUUAUCAUUGUGUUAGUAAUAAACAUUCUAUUAAGCGAUACAAUGAUAUGAAAAUGCUGCCAUAUCUCAACCUUCUCUCGCAGUCAAUGAAAUUUCAGGCAAAUCACGAGCCAUAGGAAACGUGAUUGAC